AUGUCGUCCAACAAGAUGCUACUGGUCUUCUGUGAUGGUACCGGUAUGGAUGGGACUCUGUCCGAGCCAGACACGGACAAUCCGACUUUCUUUCUCAAGCCGCUAUUCCUAAAGGAGAAUUCUGAUCAUCAAGACGGAAGGAGACAAAUUGUGUUCUACCAGAGUGGUGUUGGCUCUGAAGCCGCUUUCAAUGGAGAUCCUGCUUUUGGGGGUCUCAUUCUGUCAUUGUUCGGUGUUGCCGUUGCAAGCAAAAUCAGGGAUGCAUACGCGUUCAUUUCUCAGAACUUCGAAGAGGGCGAUGAGAUUUGUAUCUUUGGGGGUGCAUACAGCGCACGCAAGCUCUCGGGUUUGAUUGAUCGAAUCGGACUGCUUUCACGUGUGAAUUUGGGCCAGCUUUUCGAGAUAUGGAGUGCUCUCGACGAGGACAAGACACCUACCAUCCCGUCCGACACGCGGAAGGUCAACAUCAGUUGCGUCGGGGUCUGGGAUACAGUAGGCUCCGUGUUCAGAGAAAACAACGCACUGAACAUCAAGGACAAUAGCCUCCCGGAAAGCGUAGACGUAGCCCUCCAUGCCCUAUCUUUCCACGAGAAUAGACUGCCUUUCUUGCCUACGUUGUGGGAGGAGCCGAAAGGAGGGCUCCGCAAGGGGCAGAUUCUCAAGCAACGCUGGUUCCCUGGAGCACAUGCCGAUGUCGGCGGCGGUUAUGAACACCACGAAUUAUCUGACAUUUCCCUCUUCUGGAUGGCGGGCGAGAUCCAGAACAUAGUCAACCUUGAUCUCGACUUCUUGCGCGCGAGUGCUCAGCGCAAUCCUGAUCCAUGGGGCACCUCCCAGCCACAUAACACCGACUUGGAGGUAAUGUUAGGGCUUCUACCCUGCACCCGCCUCACCGGUAAACGGAUCACUCCCAACUCGACGUUCCACGAGAGUCUGUUGUACUCUCCGGAUUCGCUGAAGGAACCACUCAACAUGAUCACGCUGGAUAUCGUGGAAGAGCACUUCGGGACCAGCUUCAUGCCUCAGUUUGCCCCGCUGAACGACUUCGAGCAGCAGUGCAAGGAUCAUUGGGGAGAGCUUCCGGUACGUGGUUCCCGCAUGGUUUCCGGUCUGAUUCUGAUUGUGUUUUGUAUAGAAGAUGAGACCUGGCCACGAGAUAUCUUGUCGUACUCUUCGGAGUCUGAGGAUAGGAUUAAGCUAAGGUCUCUCCUGACGGAGAACUUCGUGGCACCGAAGCAAGCCGCCGGUGCGUAUAUACGACAAGUGCUGCUCGUUUUCUGUGAUGGCACUGGCAUGGAUGGUAAUUUGUCUAAUUUUACUAAACUGGCGUAUGUUUUCCCGUUCCUCGUCGAGUUCGUAUUUUUUAAACUCAACGCCCAAUUCGCAGCGCUGGACAGGCCACAGACAACGUCCAGGUCCUCUUCAAGGAGCCAGGUGACUGCCCACAAUAAGUCUCCUCCAGAGGCUUCCGUUCGCUCACAGCAUGAGUUACCUGUCGCUGUCUUGGCUGUAGAGCUCAUGAACUCGAUAGCGGUGAGAGGAGGAUCAAGCACGCAGUUUGCCACGAAUGUUUUGCGCCUUUCUCGAGCUGUUUAUCCGUACACGGUUGAUAAAAGGAAACAAAUUGUGUUUUACCAGAGCGGUGUCGGUUCUGAAGCCAACUUCGCUGGUGACCAGGUGACUGGGACAACUGCUAUGCCGAGUAAGAUUCGCGAUGCAUAUGCGUUCAUUGCACAGAACUUCGAGGACGGAGACGAGAUCUGUCUCUUCGGGGGUGCCUAUACCGCAAGGAAGCUUGGUGGGCUGAUAGAUGCCAUCGGUUUGUUGACGCGGAAGAAUUUGGGACGCUUCUUCCAGAUAUGGCAUCAACUCACUGUCGGGGAGACUCCUACCAUCCCAUCGGAUACGAGAAAGACUCGCAUCAAGUGCCUCGGUGUUUGGGACACCGUCGGCUCCGUGUAUGGAGAAAUAGACGCGCUCAGUAUCACAGAUACCAGCCUUCCGGGCACUGUGGACGUUGCCCUCCAUGCUCUUUCCCUUCAGGAGAACAGAAAGAAAUUCCUACCAACACUGUGGGAGAAACCAAAGGGAGGUCUGGGUGCGAAUCAGAUUCUUAAACAGGUCUGGUUUGCAGGAGCGCACUCCGAUGUGGGCGGCGGAUAUGAACGGCACGAACUCGCAGACAUAGCUUUGUUCUGGAUGGCGAUCAGAAUCCUGAUAUGUAUUGGCAAGGGAGAAAUUAAGGGCUUCAUCAAUCUUGACCUCGAAUUCUUGCUGGCUAGCAAGCAGCCGCAGCCUCAACCAUGGGGCACGUCUCAGCCUCACAAUGCAUACGAGGAACUGCAGUUCUUGGAAAAACCAGUCAUUGGACAGGAGACUCGGCUCGAAAGCAAACAGAUCACCGCGGAUUCCGUCUUACACGCCAGCAUUGAGUUCUCUCCCCAGAAGCUGGACAGUCCAGAUUACAUGGUCACUCUGGACAUCCUGGUGAAAACGUUUGGCCCGUCUUUCAAGCCUCAGUACCCGCCUUUGAACGAGUUUGAGGAGUAUUGUAGAGACAACUGGAAGGAUCUGCCCAGGGGCAUACCCUAUCGUCCCGUCUUCGAACAACCGGGCGACUUGUUUGGGUUCUCUGCCGGGAGUGUGUGA
Postia placenta MAD-698-R-SB12 is the source of this 2649-nucleotide messenger RNA. RefSeq lists its product as hypothetical. The coding region runs from base 1 to 2649 and encodes 882 amino acids. The record is from RefSeq and is a predicted model, not a curated record. The transcript is spliced from 24 exons. NCBI's taxonomy places the organism in Eukaryota, Fungi, Basidiomycota, Agaricomycetes, Polyporales, Adustoporiaceae.